AUGAUAAGCGGAGGGGACUUCUACAACGUGAUGUGCGCCAUGGUUCCUCUUUACUUUGCCAUGUUCAUGGCCUAUGGCUCAGUCAAGUGGUGGGGGGUCUUCUCGCCGGAGCAGUGCUCAGGGAUCAACCGAUUCGUGGCGGUGUUCGCCGUCCCGGUGCUCUCUUUCUACUUCAUCUCUCAGAACAACCCCUACCAGAUGGACCUCAAAUUCGUCCUCGCUGACACCCUCUCCAAGGUCGCCGUGUUGGUUGUGCUUUCCCUGUGGGCCGUCUUCUCCAAGGGAGGACUCGACUGGCUGAUCACCCUCUUCUCCGUGGCCACCCUGCCCAACACGCUGGUCAUGGGCAUACCCCUCCUCCGCGCCAUGUACGGCGACUUCACCCAGAGCCUAAUGGUGCAACUCGUUGUCUUACAGUGCAUAAUAUGGUAUACAGGCUCCAUUUAUAGCUACAGUCUUCGUAAAUAUCACCGCCUCUCUUUUUAGAUUUGUGCUGUAUUCGCAGGUAUACGCUGCUGCUCUUCCUCUUCGAAUACCGUUCCGCUACACUGUUGAUCAGGAACAACUUCCCGGGGCCCGCGGCGGCGGCAAUUUCCCGAGUCGACGUCGACGGCGAUGUCAUUUCCCUCGACGGGGGGGACCCUGUCUGGGCGGAAUCGGAGCUCGACAUCAAUGGUCAAAUCCGGGUCCGUAUCAGGCGGUCCACUUCGUCGGCGGCCGAGUCGGCCAUCUCCUCCGUCGCGAUGACCCCGCGCCACUCGAGCCUCUCCGGAGCAGAGAUAUACUCCGCCAAUACCCCUGGCCGCCCAGGGGCGGCGGCGCCAUCGUACGACUACGGUAGCGGCGAUGGUGCUGCAAUGGGAUGCAAGAUGAUGAGCCCACGCCUCUCUGGGUACGCCUCCUCGGAGGUGUACUCCUUCCAUCCCACGCCGCGGGCGUCUAACUUCAACGAAGUAGACGCGAGCACGCCGGUGUGGGCCAAGUCCCCGGCCACCGCUGCGAGGACUUUCAGAUCGUAUUCUCCGGCCGUCAACAGUGCUGCGAGGGCAGUGUGGGAGUUUCAACAGCCGGCAGGACAGAGAUGCAAGGACCUUGGAGGUAAUGAAAGAUUCCUGGUCCAAAGUAUAUUUCAUCCUUCUUCCGUUCGCGUUCAUCUCCAUUGAAAACGGUCUCUGGAAUAGACGGGUUUUCCUGCGCGUCCUCGGAGUCGACAAAGGCGAUGCUUGACUACCAGUACCAGUAGGGCCCUUGUUUCAUCUCUUACGUUCCCAGUCGGUAGACCAUGAACAUCAUUUGAAUCGAAUCCAGUUCCGUGACACGGCUCAUAAUAGUUGAAAUUUUUGGUUAGUGACUGGAAUUACGGCAAACUAAUUCAGCAUUAACAUGGUGAGACCUUGCAGAGAAGGACUUGAGCUUCAGGAGCACCUCGAAGUUCGUUUUGAGGGAGGAAGACGAACCAGAAGACCCCGAAGAAGGAAUCCGCCAGAAGAUGCCACCGGCCGGCGUCAUGGUGCGGCUCAUACUGAUCAUGGUGGUCCGGAAGCUCUUGCGGAACCCUAACACCUACUCGAGCGUUCUGGGUCUGGUCUGGUCUCUGAUCUCCUUCAGGUAUGCGACCUUCUAGAAACAAAGAACUGCCUUUUUCAUCUCUGCUAGUCAAACCGCCGUUUACCUCGGGUAAUUGAUCAGGUGGGGCGUCGGCAUGCCGGUCCUGUUGAAGAACUCGAUAAAUAUAAUCGCGGAUGCGGGGCUUGGAAUGGCCAUGUUCAGCUUAGGUGAGCUUUCCUGUCGUACCUCUCUGUCACUGACCUAGAUGCUCUUCGGAUGACAGAAGACCCCUAAACUGGCUGACGGCCGAGCGCAGGACUCUUCAUGGCUCUUCAGCCAAGGAUCAUCGCGUGCGGACCCAAGAUGGCCGUUCUCAGCAUGGCCAUCCGAUUCAUCAGCGGGCCUAUGAUAGUCUCAGCUGCCUCCUUCGCCGUGGAACUGAGAGGCGCGCGCCUGCGCACAGCAAUCGUUCAGGUAUCAUCACCAUAGUUCUCGAGUCAUGAAAAUAGAUUGCAGGGUAGACCCACCUCCGUCGACGUGCAUGAGAUGGAAACUUUUAUAUGGUUUCGUUGCUUCAAGAAAGCGGAUGACGUAGGUAAUUGUUUGAGCAGCUCUGUUGGGACGGCGCCGGGUAGAUUUCUAUGCAGUGGGCUGGGUCUUUGAGGCGGCGCUGCUCUUCCCCUGGAAUCUGUCGGAGAAGGGAAUAACAGUUGUAGACCCCUAGAUAUCUACGUUCUAUAUUUAAAUUAUUCUUAAGAGCAUUGGGGCUAUGCGCUAAGCGGUUUGUGUAGCUACGUUUGGAUUGUCUCACUUUAUAGACUCAAAUGCUUCUGGCUGUGCAUUUCAGGCGGCUCUUCCUCAGGGGAUUGUGCCCUUCGUCUUUGCCAGGGAAUACGGGCUUCACCCUGACAUCCUCAGCACAGGGUAUGCUUCCCAGCUUUUGCAGUCCAUUUAGACAUUUUUAUCCUUUGAACCUUUCUCACGUUCUUGGGAGUUAGAUGUGUGGAAAUACAAGCCUAAAUAUGACUUUUGGCUAUCUUUUCGUAAGGUGCUUGCCAAAAACCCUUGCUUGUUCUUGGUCUUCUCGCCGAGGACUGCCGUAUCCCGAGAGCCAAUCUACUUGUUCUUUACUAGCUUGCUGUCUGCGCAGGGUCAUCUUCGGCAUGCUGGUCUCCUUGCCCACCACCCUUCUCUACUACGUUCUGCUGGGGCUGUGA
Molecule: messenger RNA, 2765 nt
Organism: Spirodela intermedia
Lineage: Eukaryota; Viridiplantae; Streptophyta; Magnoliopsida; Alismatales; Araceae
Source: the annotation of a GenBank genome assembly